CGCGUGGGACGAAAAGAAGGACGAUGGCGGCGCGGAGCAUCCCUACGCCCGUGCACGGACACGUGGGCCGCGGCGCCUUCAGCGACGUGUACGAGCCCGCGGAGGACACGUUCCUGCUUCUGGAUGCGCUCGAGGCGGCGGCGGCCGAGCUGGAGGGAGUGGAAAUAUGUCUUGAAGUAGGGUCAGGGUCUGGUGUAGUAUCGGCUUUCCUAGCUUCUGCGAUUGGUCCUCAAGCUUUGUACUUGUGCACUGAUAUCAACCCUGAGGCAGCAGCUUGUACCCUGGAGACAGCAUGUUGUAAUAAAGUCCACAUUCAACCAAUAAUUACAGAUUUGGUCAAAGGCUUGCUACCAAGAUUAAAGGGAAAAGUUGAUCUUCUGGUGUUUAAUCCCCCCUAUGUCGUGACUCCACCUGAAGAGGUAGGAAGUCAUGGAAUAGAGGCAGCUUGGGCUGGUGGCAGAAGUGGUAGAGAAGUCAUGGACAGAUUCCUUCCGCUGGCUUCAGACCUACUUUCACCAAAAGGAUUAUUCUAUUUAGUUACAAUUAAAGAAAACAAUCCAGAAGAAAUUUUGGAAACAAUGAAGACAAAAGGUCUGCCAGGGACCACUGCACUUUCCAGACAAGCAGGCCAAGAAGUUCUUUCAGUCCUCAAGUUCACCAAAUCCUAAUACACAGUAUGUGCUGAGAGCUAGAGGAAAACUGAAUAUACUCAGCGGAUUUUAAAACUGAAGUCAUUCCUUGGUUAACAAGGAAUAUUAUGAGAAAUUUGUCAUAAAUAAGCCAGGCAUGGU
Carlito syrichta (Philippine tarsier) is the source of this 791-nucleotide messenger RNA. It is a transcript of the gene HEMK2, whose product is annotated as N-6 adenine-specific DNA methyltransferase 1 (putative). Lineage: Eukaryota; Metazoa; Chordata; Mammalia; Primates; Tarsiidae. Gene Ontology annotation, biological process: methylation. The coding region runs from base 24 to 668 and encodes 214 amino acids. Gene Ontology annotation, molecular function: nucleic acid binding; S-adenosylmethionine-dependent methyltransferase activity; protein methyltransferase activity. The record is from RefSeq and is a predicted model, not a curated record. The transcript has 6 exons. Gene Ontology annotation, cellular component: eRF1 methyltransferase complex.